Molecule: messenger RNA, 4356 nt
Organism: Psammomys obesus (fat sand rat)
Lineage: Eukaryota; Metazoa; Chordata; Mammalia; Rodentia; Muridae
Gene: Gmfb
Product: glia maturation factor beta
Exons: 7
Coding region: 197-625 (142 amino acids)
Biological process (GO): actin filament debranching; negative regulation of Arp2/3 complex-mediated actin nucleation
Cellular component (GO): actin cortical patch
Molecular function (GO): Arp2/3 complex binding; actin binding
Source: RefSeq, a predicted model, not a curated record
CCGGCCUACGAGCGCCGCGGAAGUUUGGGCCUCGCCUCCCGCCGUCCGCCGUCACGUGCGGGCCGCGGCGGCCGCGUCGUCAGGUGGGGGCGGCGAGCCCGGCGCGGGCCGAGCAGGAAGUGAGGCGGCGGCCGAGCCAUUCUUAAAGGGGCCCGAGAGCGCGCUCGGCGGCGGACCACCGAGGACCGGAAGGAAAAUGAGUGAGUCUUUGGUGGUUUGUGAUGUUGCUGAAGAUUUAGUGGAAAAGCUGAGAAAGUUUCGUUUUCGAAAAGAAACCCACAAUGCUGCCAUUAUAAUGAAGAUUGACAAGGAUAAACGCCUGGUGGUACUGGAUGAGGAACUUGAGGGCGUCUCUCCAGAUGAACUCAAAGAUGAGCUACCUGAGCGGCAGCCUCGCUUCAUUGUGUAUAGUUACAAGUAUCAGCAUGAUGAUGGAAGAGUUUCUUAUCCUCUGUGCUUUAUUUUCUCCAGUCCUGUUGGGUGCAAGCCUGAGCAGCAGAUGAUGUAUGCUGGGAGUAAGAACAAGCUAGUCCAGACAGCUGAGCUGACCAAGGUAUUUGAAAUAAGAAACACUGAAGACCUAACUGAAGAAUGGUUACGUGAGAAACUUGGAUUUUUCCACUAAUGUGAACUUCUGUGUUUCUAAAGUAUUUAUGUAUUAACCUGACCAUACUGGAACCAGACAUAAUUAUUUAUGCCUAAAAAUGCACUGUUACUUACAGUUCGUUUCCUGCAGUAAAGAAAAACUCUUCAUUUGUGCAGUUUGAACAAAGGGGAAAUCAUCUUCAUAGUAAUGAAACUUUGUGAAGUGUUUCCUUGUCUCUGUUAUUAUUGGAUGGACUACUUUUCUCCAGGGAUGAGUUGUACCCUUGUGACUAAUUUCUAUAACUUAUGAUUCAGAAUCUGUUACUGUUUGCAGACACUGUUGGAAGGUGGGUACUCGACUGUGACCGACAACGGACCCUCCUUUGGCCACUCUGGGUGCUGGCAGUUUCUAAGUGCAAAGAGCAUUUACCACUUGGCACAUCACUGAGUCUCAGUUGGGGCUAAAGUCGUAAGGGGCCAAUUUGGAGCCAUGAAGAGUGAUUUAGUAGAACCUCCGUUGCACUUCCCAUCAGUUUCCAUUUUUUCUUGGUUUAAUCAAGUCUAGAAAUUAAAUCAAUCACUCAUUCCUGUGGUCUGGGAGUUCAGUUUUGCGGUAGAGUUAGGAUUAUUAGGUUGUCUUCUUAUGGAAAAUAGCAUGCAGGUCUUAGAGACUGGUGAGUUCUACAAUCAAAGGCUUCGUUUCUGAUGAUGCCACCAGUAGGGAGUUAGAAUGUAGCUUGGUAACACUCUAAAGCCCCUCCUAUUGUCUUGUGAGCACUGGCCUAGAUAUGUUAAUUCUGUGCCUUUGAUUUGUCAGCUUUAACAUUAGCUUAAGACUUCUACACUGCCAGUAUUCUAGAUUUGGUGAAAUUAAUACUUUUUUAGAGGGUUCAAGUAAAACAAUUUUCUAAUAUGUAUAACUGAAGUUUGUAAUAAAACCAACUUGUUAUUUUUAAAAUUCCAACUAUCUGCCCAAAGUUGUGAAUAUAUGGUAGGUGAUAGUUAUAAUUUGGGGUAUAGUUGCUAUUACUUUUGUGCCAUAUGUAAGCAUCAUUUAAAACUUUGGUCAUAGUUAAUAACAACACAGCAAUAAAUGUCAUACCUUUUAUCCUAAUGUCAAAAGAAGUUCUCAUGUGGAGUGAGCCUGUCACGUUAGAGGUGAGAGCGUCAUCAGGAAGCAAGGCUUCUAAUCUACUUGCAAUUAUUAUGUCACACUUAAGAAAGUGAGAGAAACUGCUGAAUAGUAGUUUGCUUUAAAGAGAAAAGUAGAGAGACUGUGUAGAGGCUGACCAAAUUCUUGUAUUAAGAAGGUAAUCAUCAGAUUGGUGUGGUGACACACGCCUUUAAUUCUAGCACGUGGGAGGCAGAGGCUGGGAAUCUCUUUGAGUUCAAGGCUAGCCUGGUCUACAAAUUGAGUCCAGGACAGCUAGGUCUACACAUAGAGACCCUGUCUGGAAAAAAAAAAAAAAAAAAAGGAAGGUAAUUAUUUUGAGCUGGGCCCUGGUGGUGCACACCUUUGAUCCCAGCACUUAGGAGGCAGAGAUAGACAGAUCUCUGGAUCUCUGAGCUCCAGGCCAGCUUGUUCUGCAGAGCAAGUUCCAAGACAGGCAGGGCUACACAGAGAAACCCUGACUCAAACCUUACCACACCUCAUUUCCCUACCCAUCCCCCCAAAAAAAGAAAAGAAAAACUAGCAAAAGCAUCAUUAUGCUGGCUGUGUUCAUUGCAUGGUAUUUGUCUUGUUGAGGGCUCUGCGCCAGUUUCACUGGAGGAAAGGUAGUUGGAAUUUUCAUAGUGUAAUAGAGUGUGUUGUAUUCCCAGCUGUGUGUUCGCUAGCCUGUGUGUCAGGAAGCAAUUGCAAGCGCUUGAGGAGGUGUUUGUAUUGGAUCGUGAAUGGAAAAGUUAGUUUACUUCAGUGUCCAGACAGUGAGAAAACUUCAUCCAAGAAGUUUAAGGGGUCCUUAUACAGGUGUUUUGGUAUGGGCUAGAUAAUAACUUGCUUAUAAUCCUACAGAAAUGCAAAUGAGAUCCAAGUAGAGAGCGACUUGAAUGUUUUGAAUGAUGCAAAUAAGGUUUUUCACCUGGUUGUAUUAAGUACACUUUCAAAAGCAGUGCUACAAGAGCACACGGUUUGAAUGUGGUUCUUUACUUUGGCUUGCUUAUUUCAUUUAGUUUUGAAACUUCAAAGCCUUUCAUCAGGUCGAUGGCACUGACCUGCCAUGUACAGGACUCUUACUCUCCAGUUCUAGCAGCAGCACAGAGGUGAGCAGCUUUCUUUUUCAGGCUUGUCAGGCCCUUACCAAUAAGUGAGCCUUUGUAAGGCAGCACAUUGAAUUGGGGCAUUAAUAGAGCAUUUUUAUUCUGUCUGUCCUUAGACAGGUUUAUAUGUUUCUCUUUACCUAAAAUUUACAUUCUUUUAAAGUAUUUUUAAAAUUCUUUUUCUGCCUUUCCAUAAAGAAUAUGUCCAGAUUUUUACACUCCAUGAUUUUCUGGAACAACCAUUCCCACUCAGCCUUAAAUCUUUAUCUUUACUUUUUGGUAGCCACUCUUUCUAGGAACCUCUUUCUUUUUUUAAGUUUGGAAAUUUCCGAUCUUAGCUAACUUGUGCGUAACAUCUAAUGUUAGAACCAACUAGGAAUCACAAUGUAUGUGUAAUACAGUUUUUAUGACAACCUAAGUGACGUAUGAAGAAAGGUAUUCUCAGGUUACUGUGCUGAAAUUCCAAAAUGCUUUGAGUUUUGAACAGUAAUCACUUUGCUCUGGUAGUAAAACAGUUCCGUGAGGAAAAAGCUGAUUGACUGUGUGUUUAAGUGACUUCUGAACUGUGUGAAUUGUCUGUCCGAGGAGUUUGCUGGAUGCCCAGUGCAGGGAAAGCAUUAAUAAAUAAUUGUAACAAAAUGUGUGCUGGCAUUUUCCCCUCCCUAUUUGUCUCCUAUUUUCAGGAGCCAAACUUAGCCAUAAACUGUACCCUGGUCUGACACUUUCACUUAAUGGUUUCCAGUUAGCAGAGUUUAUUGCCAAAUUAAACUUGGCUCUUUUCCCACCUAAAAAUAAACUAAGGAAGGUGCACCUAAGAAAUGUUUGAACACUUGCAAAACUCAAGUGACUCCUUCAAUCUGUGUGUGGACUAGUGAACAGAUACUUUCAUAAGAGUUGAAAGGCCAGUGUUUGGGGAGUAGAGAGUGAGCUGUAUUCUGUCACUUCUGUUAAUAUGGUUGUAUUCCUAGUUUGUUCUGUAGACUGAUAAUACUGGAAUCCAUAAAGUUGGAGCCUUUACAGCUUACGUGAAGAAAUGUUGCAAACAUUUCUGGAUGAAUCUUAUUUUGUAUUUCUGAAAGAAUGUAAAUAAUCUCCUAGGCCUCUUCAUUCAUGCUGAUAGUUCCAAAGUGAAUGUUUCUUGCUAGGCCAUUUGACAUUUCAGAUCAAUGAUCAUAUUCCUGUAAUGUUAAAACAGUUACGUUGCGCUUUGAUGGAAACGAUUUCUUGCUUUUUGGAAUAUAAUUACUUGAAUAUUGUUUGAGAUCACUAAUAUGCCAGGGCGCGUCCCACUGAUUUUGAUGGUCCAAUGUAAUCUCAUUCAGGAGGCUUGAACAUUGGUGGUUUAGUCUUGUGAAUUUUAACAGUUCUCUGUCAUUGUGUAAGAAAACCAACAGCUGGCACCACUUCUUGAGCUGUGGUUCCAGUCUGCUAAUUCAUCCGCAUGUUUACUUUGGAGUCUUUUGGUAAGCAUGGUCCUUGUACUGGUUUAAAUAAAAUGCUAACAUGAAAGCA